AUGAGGAUUCAGUACAUCAUUACCGCCACUGCGCUUGCUGCGGUCACUGCAGCUAAGCCUCAUCACUUGCACCGUCGCGCUCAUACCCACGGUUCACUUAAGCGUGGCACCAUCUUCGCACCUGCGGCAGUUGAGACUGAGAUCGUGUACUGGCUCGAUGAUCACGCGAUCUCAGAAGAAGAGGUAAGCCAAGGUAUCGCCAAUGGCACCUUAAUGUGGGACAACGAUGGUGUCCUAUCGACAUCGACUAGUAGUCCUGUCGCAUUGCCUACUCCGCCUCCAGUUUCCAAGCAUCAGAUACAAGUCGCCGAGCUAACACCAAGGCCUACUCCCGAGAAGCCUGUAGAAGUGCCUAAGCCUGUCGCGCCUGAGACACCAGCGAGCGACCCUUUACUGAGUCCCUCCCAGAAUGCGCAGCCCGUACAGCAAUCAGGCACUUCUUCACGGCCCUGGGCAGAUAUGAUCGAUAAGGACGGUCAUUGUGCAGAGUGCGACAGGAAAUUCCCGAACGGCAAGAUACCUUGCACUGAAUUUCCGUACGGCUACGGCGCCUUACCUACCACUCAAGAAGGGCUGGGAGGUUGGUCAGGUAUUCAAGAUCCUCAAUACGUCGGAGCAGACGGCUUUGAUGACAUUACGACCGUCGUCAAAGGGUCGUGUUCAGACGGCACUUGCUGCACAACUGGUAGCUUCUGUUCCUAUGGCUGCCCCAAUCCCUAUCUCAAGGCUUCGUUUCCCUCGAUCCAAGGCAGAACAGGUCAGAGCGUUGGAGGUUUGUACUGCAACAAAGACGGGUUCCUAGAGAUGGCCGACGGCAAGAUUGCGGAUACGCUUUGCGUACAGGGCUCAAAGCACAUGGGCGUGAAGGUACAGAACAAGCUGUCAAAAUCUGUCUCUUUCUGCCGCACAGACUAUCCGGGCACUGAGUCCAUGACUUUCCCGGUCACCGUUGGCCCUGGUGAAACUGGCUUCCUAGCUAACCCCGACCAACAAAAGUACUUCUUCUGGCAAGGCAAGAAGACAUCAGCCCAGUACUACGUCAACAAGCAAGGCAUACCAGAAAAUGAGGCUUGUACUUGGGGUACAGAGAUGGGAGGCAAGGGCAACUGGGCACCAGCAGUUUUCGGAACAUCCUUCGACGAUGGUCCAAUGCAGGAAGGUUUCUCCAGUAUAAAGCAGAACGAACUGUGCAAGAAAGAGCGACUCGGAUACGAUAUCACUUUUCUUGGUGAUGGCGUCAUCUCUCCUUGCAGAUACAAGAGCGCUACAAACCAGUGGUGUGAAGGUGACACCUGCUGGGAAGACCCGGAUCGCGGCUGCACUGCUGCUAUCAAGCGGGGUGACCUCUUGGUUGUACUAUCGGACGGCUAG
Molecule: messenger RNA, 1371 nt
Organism: Alternaria atra
Lineage: Eukaryota; Fungi; Ascomycota; Dothideomycetes; Pleosporales; Pleosporaceae
Exons: 3
Coding region: 1-1371 (456 amino acids)
Biological process (GO): fungal-type cell wall organization
Cellular component (GO): cell surface; fungal-type cell wall
Source: RefSeq, a predicted model, not a curated record